CUCUCUUAAUUUUUAUCAUUUCUAGAGAAGAUGGAAAAGGGUAUCUCUAAUCUUUCUUCUCCAUCGUGCAAUAAUGGAGAAAAGAAAGCAUACGCUGAAAAACCCUCUGUAGAGAAGAAGCUUAAACUGUUCGGUUUCGAGUUGGAUCCAUGCCGGAAUGGUGAUCACAACGACCUCAAGGGCUUGUUUGAGAAUGAUGAAAGUGUAAAUUCGUCAUCUUCCACAGUCUCAUCGGGAAGGGAUCAGAUUCUUGAUCAGAAUCUGCCUAAGGAGAAAACCCCACCUCGAGAACCUGCAGACGACAAAAAAUUCGUGUGCCAAUAUUGUCUGAAAUGUUUUGCAAACUCGCAGGCAUUGGGGGGUCAUCAAAAUGCUCACAAGAAAGAAAGGAUGAGGAAGAAGAGACUGCAGCUUCAAGCAAGAAAAGCCAGCCUCAGCUAUUAUCUUCAACCUUUUCAAAAUAGACAUAGUUUCAAUUUCUAUGCUUCUUCUCCACUAUAUCAUGAUCCUUCUUUUUCUGCUCCUCAUGAAUUUACAAUUUCUGAGGAAUCCCAGAUUAGCUUCAGCAGCCGUUAUGAUCAAGAUGCCAAUAUGGUUAAUGGAUCACAUGUUUCAAGGUCGUGGUAUGCCCUACCAUCAGCACAGGCACCGUUUCAACAAGAUUCAGCAUCAUGUAAAUUUACUCUUACGCAUGUAGACAAAUCCAGAGAGAAUAGGGCUGUAAUCAAGCCUUCUUCCCCUUUGCCUAGGUCCAAGCAAAACUGUAGAUCCGUAGAUCUCCAACUAGGUCUGAGCUUGCAUUCGACCAUUUGAUGCUUUCAUCUAGAAGAUAUAGUACAAAAUAGUUUCUAUAGUUUAGGCUGCCUUCUAUAUAUUGAGAAGGGAAAAGAAAAAAAAGUAGUA
Messenger RNA from Coffea eugenioides, 903 nucleotides. Its product is annotated as zinc finger protein 5. NCBI's taxonomy places the organism in Eukaryota, Viridiplantae, Streptophyta, Magnoliopsida, Gentianales, Rubiaceae. Gene Ontology annotation, biological process: cytokinin-activated signaling pathway; trichome morphogenesis; trichome differentiation. Gene Ontology annotation, cellular component: nucleus. The transcript has a single exon. The record is from RefSeq and is a predicted model, not a curated record. Gene Ontology annotation, molecular function: DNA-binding transcription factor activity; transcription cis-regulatory region binding. The coding region runs from base 31 to 813 and encodes 260 amino acids.